Haliotis rufescens (red abalone) is the source of this 3417-nucleotide messenger RNA. RefSeq lists its product as uncharacterized. Bases 1 to 3417 code for a protein of 1138 amino acids. Lineage: Eukaryota; Metazoa; Mollusca; Gastropoda; Lepetellida; Haliotidae. The record is from RefSeq and is a predicted model, not a curated record. The transcript is spliced from 4 exons.
AUGAUCGCCACCUCCAUCUCUACCUUCACCCUCAACACCUCCACCCUCACCCUCAACAACUCCACCGUCAACAUCUCCACCUCCACCGUCAACAUCUCCACCUCCACCCUCAACAUCUCCACCUCCAUCUCCAUCCUCGACCUCAACACCUCCACCGGCAACAUCGCCACCUCCAUCUCUACCUUCACCCUCAACACCUCCACCCUCACCCUCAACACCUCCACCGUCAACAUCUCCACCUCCACCCUCAACAUCUCCACCUCCAUCUCUACCUUCACCCUUAACACCUCCACCCUCACCCUCAACACCUCCACCGUCAACAUCUCAACUCCACCCUCAACAUCUCCACCUCCAUCUCCAUCCUCGACCUCAACACCUCCACCCUCAACAUCGCCACCUCCAUCUCUACCUUCACCCUCAACACCUCCACCCUCACCCUCAACACCUCCACCCAUCUCCACCUCCACCCUCAACAUCGCCACCUCCAUCUCUACCUUCACCCUCAACACCUCCACCCUCACCCUCAACAACUCCACGGUCAGCAUCUCCACCUCCACCCUCAACAUCGCCACCUCCAUCUCUACCUUCACCCUCAACACCUCCACCCUCACCCUCAACAACUCCACCGUCAACAUCUCCAACUCCACCCUCAACAUCUCCACCCUCACCCUCAACACCUCCACCCUCACCCUCAACACCUUCACCGUCAACAUUGCCACCUCCAUCUCUACCUUCACCCUCAACACCUCCACCCUCACCCUCAACACCUCCACCGUCAACAUCUCCACCUCCACCCUCAACAUCGCCACCUCCAUCUCUACCUUCACCCUCAACACCUCCACCCUCACCCUCGACACCUCCACCGUCAACAUCUUAAACUCCACCCUCAACACCUCCACCCUCACCCUCGACACCUCCACAGUCAACAUCUCCAACUCCACCGUCAACAUCUCCAACCUCAUCCUCAACACCUCCACCGUCAACAUCUCCACCUCCACCCUCAACAUCGCCACCUCCACCUCUACCUUCACCCUCAACACCUCCACCCUCACCCUCAACAACUCCACCGUCAACAUCUCCACCUCCACCCUCAACACCUCCACUCUCAACACCUCCACCGUCAACAUCUACACCUCCACCAUCAACACCUCCACCUCCAUCUCCAUCCUCGACCUCAACACCGCCAUCAACAUUUCCACCCUCACCCUCAACACCUCCACCGUCAACAUCUCCACCUCCACCCUCAAAACCUGCAACCUCACUCUCAAAACCUGCAAUCCCACUCUCAACACCUGCAACCUCACUCCCAACACCUGCAUCCUCACUUCACACCUCACCUUCAACACCUCCAUCAACAUCUCCACCCUCACACUCAACACCUCCACCGUCAACAUCUCCACCUCCACCCUCAACAUCUCCACCUCCAUCUCUACCUUCACCCUCAACACCUCCACCCUCACCCUCAACACCUCCACCGUCAACAUCUCCACGUCCACCCUCAACAUCGCCACCUCCAUCUCUACCUUCACCCUCAACACCUCCACCCUCACCCUCAACAACUCCACCGUCAACAUCUCCAACUCCACCCUCAACAUCUCCACCCUCACCCUCACCCUCAACACCUACACCGUCAACAUCUCCACCUCCACCCUCAACACCUCCACUCUCAACACCUCCACCGUUAACAUCUCCACCUCCACUCUCAACACCUCCACCCUCAACACCUCCACCUCCAUCUUUACCUUCACCCUCAACACCUCCACCCUCACCCUCAACACCUCCACCGUCAACAUCUCCACCUCCACCCUCAACAUCUCCACCUCCAUCUCUACCUUUCCCCUCAACACCUCCACCCUCACCCUCAACAACUCCACCGUCAACAUCUCCACCUCAACCCUCAACAUCUCCACCUCCAUCUCUACCUUCACCCUCAACACCUACACACUCACCCUCAACAACUCCACCGUCAACAUCUCCACCUCCACCCUCAACAUCGCCACCUCCAUCUCUACCUUCACCCACAACACCUCCACCCUCACCCUCAACACCUCCACCGUCAACAUCUCCACCUCCACCCUCAACAUCUCCACCUCCAUCUCUACCUUCACCCUCAACACCUCCACCCUCAUCCUCAACAACUCCACCACAUCCAGCCUUACUCUCAACAUCUGCAACCUCACUCUCAACAAGUGCAACCUCACCCUCAACACCUGCAACCUAUGUCUUAAUACCUGCAACCUCACUCACAACACCUGCAUCCUCACCCUCAACACCUGCAUCCUCACUCUCAACACCUGCAUCUUCACUCCCAACACCUGCAUCCUCACUCCCAACACCUUCACAUUCAACACCUGCAACCUCACCCUAAACACCUGCAACCUCACCUUCAAGACAUCCAGCCUCACUCUCAACAUCGGCAACCUCACUCUCAACAAGUGCAACAUCACUUUCAACACCUGCAACCUCACCCUAUACCUCACCCUCAACACCUGCAACCUCACCUUCAAGACAUCCAGCCUCACUCUCAACAUCGGCAACCUCACUCUCAACAACCUUACUCUCAACAUCUGCAACCUCACUCUCAACAAGUGCAACCUCACCCUCAACACCUGCAACCUAUGUCUUAAUACCUGCAACCUCACUCACAACACCUGCAUCCUCACCCUCAACACCUGCAUCCUCACUCUCAACACCUGCAUCUUCACUCCCAACACCUGCAUCCUCACUCCCAACACCUUCAGCUUCACAUUCAACACCUGCAACCUCACCCUAAACACCUGCAACCUCACCUUCAAGACAUCCAGCCUCACUCUCAACAUCGGCAACCUCACUCUCAACAAGUGCAACAUCACUUUCAACACCUGCAACCUCACCCUAUACCUCACCCUCAACACCUGCAACCUCACCCUAAACACCUGCAACCUCACCUUCAAGACAUCCAGCCUCACUAUCAACAUCUGCAACCUCACUCUCAACAAGUGCAACAUCACUUUCAACACCUGCAACCUCACCCUAUACCUCACCCUCAACCUCACCCUAAACACCUGCAACCUCACCUUCAAGACAUCCAGCCUCACUCCCAACACCUGCAGCUUCACUUUCAACAUCUGCAACCUCACCCUCAACACCUGCAACCUCACCCUAAACACCAGCAACCUCACCUUCAAGACAUCCAGCCUCACUCUCAACAUCUGCAACCUCACUCUCAACAAGUGCAACCUCACCCUCAACACCUGCAACCUAUGUCUCAAUACCUGCAACCUCACUCACAACACCUGCAUCCUCACCCUCAACACCUGCAUCCUCACUCUCAACACCUGCAUCUUCACCCCAACACCUGCAUCCUCACUCCCAACACCUUCAGCUUCACAUUCAACACCUGCAACCUCACCCUCAACAUCUGCAACCUCACCCUAA